Molecule: messenger RNA, 5269 nt
Organism: Sphaeramia orbicularis (orbiculate cardinalfish)
Lineage: Eukaryota; Metazoa; Chordata; Actinopteri; Kurtiformes; Apogonidae
Product: mitogen-activated protein kinase-binding protein 1-like
Exons: 33
Coding region: 283-5052 (1589 amino acids)
Biological process (GO): negative regulation of canonical NF-kappaB signal transduction; positive regulation of JNK cascade
Cellular component (GO): cytoplasm
Molecular function (GO): protein binding
Source: RefSeq, a predicted model, not a curated record
UGUGACUCGACAGGUCCACGGAGCACUCAACCCACGCAGGAGAUUAGUGUCCACAUGUCCUGACCAGCCUGAACACUGACCGACUUUGUCAAGCUCCUCAGUCCGACCCUGGUGGAGGUUUGGUGGUGGGAAGAUCUGCACAGGCGCUCAUUCAGUUCAUCUGCAGACGCUGGUGGGUUGGCAACAGUGGACGGUUGUCAUCAUCAUCAUCAUCAUCAUCAUCAUCAUCCUUUUCCUCAUCAGAAGGACUCCACAGUGCAGAGACACCGGGAUCCGGACAAGAUGCCAAGCGAUGGAUUCACGAUCAAAAGUCGCAUCCGGAAUUUGCUGCGUUCUCCUUCAUCCAAACAUAAGAAGAACAGGAGGGAACUUCUUACCAGUCAGGUGACACUGGAGAAGGUGCUGGGCAUCACUGCUACAGGAAACAGUGGUCUGGCCUUUGACCCACGAUCUGGACUGGUGGCCUAUGCUGCAGGGUGUGUGGUAGUCCUGCUGAACCCCAAAAAGAACCGACAACACCACAUUAUCAACACUUCAAGAAAAACCAUCACAGCGCUGUCCUUCUCCCCUGACGGCAAGUACUUGGUCACAGGAGAGAGCGGUCAUUUACCAGCAGUGAGACUUUGGGAUGUAGCAGAACGACGACAGGUGGCGGAGCUGCAAAAGCACAAAUAUAGCAUCUCCUGUGUCGCCUUCUCUCCCAACAGCAAAUACAUUGUCAGUGUAGGAAACCAGCAUGAUAUGAUGGUCAACGUCUGGGCGUGGAAGAAAGAUGUGGUUGUUGCUGCCAACAAGGUGUCCAGUAAAGUGACAGGUGUGUCCUUUUCUGAGGACAGCUCCUACUUUGUAACAGUGGGGAACAGACAUGUGAAGUUCUGGUAUCUGGACCACUGCAAAGCUAACAAGGCCAGUGCUCCUGUGCCUCUGCUGGGUCGCUCAGGGCUGCUGGGAGAGCUGAAAAACAACUUCUUCUGUGAUGUGGCCUGUGGGCGGGGCCCUCAGUCGGACUCCACCUUCUGCAUUACCUCCUCUGGCCUGUUGUGUGAGUUUAACAGCAAGAGGAUGCUGGACAAGUGGGUGGACCUGCGGACGGGCGUGGCUCACUCUCUGUCUCUGUCGGAGGACCUGAUCUUUUGUGGCUGCGCUGACGGAACAGUGCGAGGCUUCAACUCCACCGACCUGCGCUUUGUCUGCACCCUGCCUCGGCCCCACCCCCUCGGAUCUGACGUCUCCGCCAUCACCGAGGCCAGCCAACUGUUUUGCUCUAAGACGGACGCCCGAUACCCAGACUCCAUUGCUGUUACGUAUGACCCCAUCAGCCACUGGCUCAGCUGUGUGUAUAACGACCACAGCCUGUAUGUGUGGGACGUGAGAGAUGUGAACAGGGUGGGGAAGGUGCACUCUGCCCUCUUCCAUGCAGCCUGUGUCUGGGACCUUGAGAUGUUCCCAGAUGUUUCUGGGGAAUCGGGGCUGUCCUCAGGUGCAUUCCUGAGCUGCUCAGCUGAUAAUACAAUCAGAGUGUGGCGCAUGGAGGAUUGGACACAAACCCAUAUUCAUUCUCAGAACAUCCUCAGCAGUGAUUUGCUCAACAUAUUGUACAUAGAUGGAAACACAGCUGCCUUGUUAGAUCCAGAAAGUACGACAAAUUCAAAUGCCGAUAAAUCAGGGGAUGGACAGACAGCAGAAAACAGGACAGGCAUCAGGACCAUCUGUGUCAGUCCAGACGGCAAACACCUGGCAUCUGGAGAUCGCAAUGGGAUGUUGAGAGUUCAUGACCUCAGCAGCAUGGAGGAGAUCCUGAAAGUGGAGGCCCAUGAUGCUGAAAUCCUGUGUCUGGAGUACAGUAAACCAGAAACAGGGCUGAAGCUGCUGGCCACAGCUAGCAGAGACCGUUUGAUCCACGUUUUAGAUGCUGAGGAUGACUACAGUCUGGUGCAGACACUCGACGAGCACUCUUCAUCCAUAACAGCCGUCCGCUUUGCUGCCAAUGACAACAAGGUGAGGAUGAUCAGCUGUGGGGCGGACAAGAGUAUCUAUUUUCGCACUGCGCACAAGACUGACAGAGGAACAGAGUUCAGCCGUUCUCACCACAUGGUGAGGAAGACCACUCUGUAUGACAUGGGUGUAGACCCCACCUGCAAAUACGCUGCCGUUGGCUGUCAGGACCGCUGCAUCAGAAUUUUUAACAUCAACAGUGGAAAACAGAAGAAACUAUACAAAGGUUCAUUAAGUGAAGAUGGCAGUCUGCUCAAGGUUCAGAUCGAUCCGUCAGGACAAUAUGUGGCCACCAGCUCCUCCGAUAAAAACAUCAGCAUCUUUGACUUUUACACUGGGGAGUGUGUCGCCACUAUGUUCGGACACUCUGAGAUUGUCACUGGGAUGAAGUUUACCAAUGACUGCAGACAUUUGAUUUCUGUAUCAGGUGACAGCUGUAUCUUUGUAUGGCGACUGGCUCCAGAGCUAACAAUGUGCAUGAGAGAGAGGCUCUGCCAGCUCCGACAAUACCCAAACACACCGCCCUGCACGACCUCUAGUCUCAGGCGAGAGGUCUACAGCUCCCCAGCUCUAGGAGGUCUUUCCUCUGACAGCGAUCAUGAGCAUGAGGAGGAUGGAGCAGAGAACGAUGACCCCAACGACCCCGAAGGCGACACAACCAACACCUCCUCUGACAGCAGCCACGGAGAGGAGGACACAGGUGGCUCAGAUGAAGGGCAGGACUGGGAGCUGACAAAGAAUGGCAUCGUCAGCCAGGUCACCCCUGACCCCUCUAAGCGUCCUCGCAGGCGCUGGUCUCAUCGAAUGGGCACGAUGGAGCUGAUGGUUAAAUCCAUGCUGGACCUGAGGCAGCUGGAGACCUUCGGGCACAAAAAAAGCCCCAACAGGCCCCCUCAUGACAAAGAGAGAUGGAGCAUGUCAAGCCUCCAGGAGCCAAAGCAGCCGCUGGAGGAGAGAGCGAAGAGGUGUCGGCCCCGGCCACACUCUGAUUGGCUGUCGUCACACGCAUCCAAGAGCACCAAGGGAACCGAUGGAGCCGUGUUGUACCCUGAGGAGAAUGAGGGCAAUACAAGUUUACUGGAUGGUGAGUACAUGAUGAAGGGGCAGCACUGCAGGAUGCAAGGACGAGGGAUCCGCAGUGAGAGCCAGGACAGCUGCAGCCCAGACAGCGCCUGCUCGCUGGGCUAUGACAGCAGGGAAUCCAGCCCCGAUCGUGUCCUGGAUGACUCUAUAGACAUGGAGUCCCAGAGUCAGGACAGCUCUGACGGGGAGAACGAAGACAGGGAGCAAGGAGAGCAAAAUGCAAAACUGACGAGUAUGGACGAGGCUUUGAGGACGGUGACAGACUCUGUCGACCACAGUCAAGAGGAUUUCCUCAAACAGAACUUUGAGACGUUGGCGGACAGCUGCAGCAUGGCUGAGCAGAGCAGAGUCCCGAGGCUCAGUAUGUCUUCACGCUUCCUGGCCAGAGGACAUAAUAUCAGAGGAGGGCCUCUGCUUGUCAAAGUGCACGGAAAGGAACAAGGCAGCCUCUCCACUAAGCCUCCAGUGUCGAAGGUGCGGCCCUUGAUGGAAGACGGCCAGUGCAGAAACACCGAUGACAAAAGCAUCAUGUCCCCCGGCAAGACUGAGGGACUAAACAGGGCAGAUGCAGCAUCUCCAGAAUGUGGUCUUACCCUUCGAUCCCAUAAGAAGAAGAGCCCAGGAUCUCACCUUUGGAGGCUGUCCAGUCCUCCAUUCAAAGAGGCUGUAGCCUCAGACAGGGUUGUGUGCUUGCAGAAAUCACACUCUGUCCAGAACCUGGCCUCUGACUAUCCUCACUCCCCGCGACCUCAGCACCUUUUCUUGGAUCAUUCCCUUCCCAGACCUUCCUUCCGUUUCUCUUCACCUUCCUCUGGCUCCCCCCAGUCUCCCCAGUCUCCCCAGUCCCCCCUGCCCUGGGAGAGCCCCAAACAGAAGCUCCAGCACUCCUAUAUGAACCCCACCGCCAGCUCCAUGGCCAAGAGUAGCCGCUCCCCCUCUCUGGGUGAUGGGCUCCAGGUGGACACGCCCCCACGCUCCCCCUCCUUCCCCAACGGCAGGAGGUCAUCCGUGGGGGCGGAGGUUGAGUCUCCCCUGCUUGCCUCAUCCCCUGUCUCCCCGUUCCCCUCCUCCGUUUCCCCGCUGCCUGCUUCACUCUGUCCUCUAACCACCACCCCCUCCCCAACCACUCCUCCUCAUCAUCCCACCACUGCCGUUUCCCCUACUCUCGGUGUAACCUUCGCUCAGAAUGUCCCGCCCUCCCGCAUCCCGCUUCCGAAGCAGCCUCUGAGCCCGCGGCGCAGUCUCUGCCUGGAGGUGAAGCCGAGCUCAGGCUGGUGUGGAGGUUCAUCCAGGGUUUCCUCUCCAAUCACAGACUCUGGAUAUGAUGCAACUGCCUCAGGAAGCAAACAAGUGUCGUCCACAUCAGGGACCAGCUUCCUGCCAGUGAAACACAAAAGAGGAUCCGAUCCAGAAAGCGUUAAACAGGCAGAACAGGUGGCUGUAGCUAAAGACUGCCCUCUGGUGACUGAACCAGCCGACAUGCCGAGCGCUGACCUCCAGCCAGGUGUGGCUUUUACUAACCUCUAUGUCGAUACUCUUCUUCUUCCUCUUCAUCGGCCCGUCUUGCCACACUGCUCACCUUCUGCCUUCUCGCCUGUGUUUCCAUCUGCCUGUCGCUGUCAUGUCUCCUACUGUCAAUAUUGUGAGGAUCAGUUUAUCACCUUGGAAACUUGUAGACAAGCUGCCACCGAGCUUCACAAAACUCUGAGGAGAACCAUCAUGUUCUACACAACGGUUCUGCAGGACAGCCCAGACCCCAGUGAAGACCAGCAGCAGAUGAGGACCAUCCUGUCCGAAGCUCUGUUAACAGUAAAGACGGAGCUGGACUCACUGCCCCGUCCCAUCGUACAGCCUGACGUGGCCCGAGGGGACCAGGAGGUCAAAGGUGAAGACGACAAGGCCCUGGCCCUCCUGGAACAGUACGCUGAGCUGCUGCUGAAGUCAGUGGAGAGGAAACUGGACACCAAGACCUGAUAGGAUGGACUGGUUUUUACAUGUACACAGAUAUACUAUCACUGUGUGAGCCUGCAAAUGCACACACAUAAGCACUGUGAAUCACUUGCCUGUUACUUGCACAGAUUUUUUUAAAGCAGCGUAUGACGUUCGUCACCAAUUUUUCAUCAGAUCAGUAAAACCUGAGCGAUAGCCUAAGUAUCACAAAUCCGUUAGUCGUUCCAUGAUUAUGCACCUG